Molecule: messenger RNA, 154 nt
Organism: Acaulospora colombiana
Lineage: Eukaryota; Fungi; Glomeromycota; Glomeromycetes; Diversisporales; Acaulosporaceae
Source: the annotation of a GenBank genome assembly
GUUCAGUGCACCACAUAUUCUAGCGAUCAGAGUGAUCUUUGAAGGCGGUGAUUUGGAGAAUGACCCUCUAGGGUCGCCCCUUUGGGCCAAUUCCGAACAAGCUGAAGACUGCUUUGAUUUCCUCGAUGCCAUGUCUUCGUUACUUCAGCUUUAA